GAAAGCGAGUUGCGGGACGAGCUGUGGUUCAUCGAGUUCGGCCGGGGCGCAGCGCUGCCCCUGACGCCGGAGGAGGCACCGGUCGACGGCGAGCCAGUGGUGCCCUGCGCCCAGGGACGCGUCAUCAUCGAGACGGCGCGACCGGCGCCGCCCUACUUCGCCACCUGCUCGACUUACCGACGGCAGAUAAUGGAGCAGCACCUCUCGUCGCUCGCCUCCGCGACGACGCAGGCGGACGUCGUGCCCUCUACCUCUGCCGCGACGGUCAACCACCAGCCGGCCAUCCACCAUCACCAGAGGAGCACCUUCAUUAGGAGCGCGACCCUCGGCCCCCAGAGCCCAGCCCUACGGCCCGAGGAGCUGCGCGUCAAGCCCUGGUACGCCACGGACGACACCUCCUCCGCGUCCAAGGACAGUCCGCCGGCUGCCGCCAACGCCGUUGACCAGAGCUCGUGCCCCGCCUACAAUCAGUCCUACGACCCACAGGACAGCAGCAGCAACCACAAGGAGACGACGUCCAGUCGCGGCGUCGACGCCAUUUCCACGCGCACCAGCAGCAUCGAGAGCGAGAACCCGCGUGCCAGCGUGCCUCGUAAGGCCUACAUGGAUCUCAGCGACGCCAUCGCCAUGCUCGACGAGACCUGCCCCAAUCCCGAGGCCAGUCCUCUCAUGACACCGCGGACGCCACGGACGCCGCUGACGCCCCAUCCCAGAAAUAAGCGUGCCAGGUCCAAGAGCAGCGACAACUCGUCCAACUACAGUAGCGAGAGGCUGAACGAGCGAGCCGAAAACGCCAAACCCCAGGAGAAGGAGAGGAAGCGACCGUUCCUCAAGAAGAUCGGCAUCUCCAUGACGGAAGACCGUCCGCUGCUGGCCAAGCUCGCGCCCAUGAUCAUGGGCAAGCCUUACCUCGAGAAGAUCGGCCCGAGCCGCGCGGUGGACAAGCCUUUCCUCGAGAAGAUCGGUUCGUCCCGGACGCUCGACAAGUUCAUUUUCGACACACCCAAGAGCGACAAGCGGAUACCCUUUGACACCAGCAGCCGCAUGACCAUAGCCGAGGAGCCCGAGAAGAAGACGCCCAAGGAGCGCAGAGACGAGAUCAGGGGCUUCUCCACCGGUGAGAGACGCAGGUCCGGCAAGAACUUCCUCCUGAAGAUGUACUCCUUCGAGACGGAGGACCUUGAGGACAGCUCCCUGGCGAUGAAGGCUCCGCACCGAGAUCCUCUGAGAGGAGCCUCGCUGGACGACGUGUUGGACUCGGGACCCAGCAGUAUGCCGCGCAUCAACGAGCUCUGUGCCAUGACCAACUCCGACAUCGAGACGCCCAGCGUCAGCGUAGCCGAGCUGGUCAAGUGCCGCGUCACCACAAGCGAGGAGAUCAUAUCAUCGAACUCGUGCCUCAACUCGCCCAUGGAGGUGAUGAGCUGGGGCAACUCGCCCAAACGAAGACUGCCCAGAAAGAACCACGAGCUCGCCGACGCCAACAAGAACGGUAAGGACAACGAGAGCGUGCCCAACUCGCCGAUCAAGAGGGUCCACAGCUCCAUCACGCCCGAGAAAGUCACCGCAGUCUACAAGGAUCUUGACGGGGUGAAGAACGGCAGGCCGGUAUCCGAGGACAUUCUAGACAAGCGAAAAAGCAGGCAUGACGAGUUCGAGAGACGUGGAGCCUCCUCGGACAACCUGACGAAGGAGCGAGUCGUCACCCCGGUGUUCGCCGAGAUCGGCGGUAAGGAUCUCAACAAUGGCAAAGGCUCUUGCAACUCCGUCGUGUCGACGAGCUCCAGCGUCAAGCAGCUGCACGACAGGUUCGAGAGCCAGGAGAUCUUCACUGAGACCUACGCCGACUUCAAGCGCAGGACGCAGAGCAACCUGCACACCUCGAACGCGCUCAAGAGGCUGAUCGUCAGGGAGAAGACCAUCUCGCCGUCGUUCGACCUCGGAUUCUCCUCGGAAGACGCCGCGCUGGAGAAGAUGAAGUCCGAGGGCUCGCCGAAGGUCAGAUCCAAGUCCGUGGAGAACGACAGGAAGAGCAAGGACAAGCUGGACGCCCACCAUCGCAGGUCCAGAACGAGAUCGGUACUGAGAAAGCAACAGGGCGUCGAUCACUCCAACUACCCCAGCGAGCCAAGCGACCAUGCGGAGACGACAGCGGACCCGAGCCACCGACGAAAGAUGGUCCACGAACCGUCCCAGGAGACGCUGGACCUGCUGUCGGAGCUGCAGAAGGUGAAGAGUCUGCUGAAAACCCCGUCGAUCGACAAGACCUACGAGACCGAUAUCACCGAGCUCAAGCCCUUCCCCAAACGGAUCCUCCUCACCGACAAGGAGUUCUGCCUGUCGAUCGAACGGGAGAACAGCGUGCGCCGACCCUCGCGCGUAAACACCUUCGAACUAACGAAAUCAGCCGACAACAACUCGUCGGAGGUGGAUACCCGCAGCAAAUCACCCGUGAAGGGACCCGCGCUCUUCGAGAAACGAUGCCUCUCGCUCGACUACGCCGACGACGAGAGAUCCAAGGCCGAAAAGACUGAACCCAGAGCACUGUCCCUCGCGUCAGCUCGCAGCCCUCGCUCCGAGGAUAUUCUGGAGGCGUCGGAAAUCGCCCUCAUCACCUGCGACUCCAAGAGUUACAGCUCGGAUGUGUUCAAUACCCCCUCGGACGAGGCGAACGAGAAAAUGAUACCCGGUAUCUCGGUGGAGAAAGAGGUGCAGAAGAUCGAGAACGAGAUGAAGAGCUCGAAAGACGAAGGCACGAAGAAAACGCAGGAGACGAAGAAGAGCAACAAUGCCUUGAGAGUGAGCGAGAAAAUCGAGAAGGUGGACUCGACGGAGGACUACGAGAAGACUGAGCUGAAACCGAACCACUGUUCGUCGGAGACGGAACCGCAGCAGCAGCAGGUCAGUCCCAAGAAGGUUAAGGAACAGCAGGUGGGUGAAGUGGCCUCGCCCAAGGCGACGCCCUUUAGGAUGAAAAAGCGCCUGGGCAGGAUAUCGGUCGAGGAAACGGUCAAGCAGGAGAGCUUCGCCGUUACCAAAGUCGACUGCAAGGAAGUCGCUGUACAGAAGAGGGCCAAAUGCCUGCCGUUAUAACAUUCGAAGCCCGAGGCUAAGGAGCUUGGCCGGUAGAAACUUCGAUGUAUUAUAAGGCACACACACGAAACGAUGAAACUUUUGCCUCGAGUUUGAGAGAAAUAUACGCAUACAAUACAAGUCCUCUCUAUAGCCAUAAGCUUUCGGACCAUUUUUCUAUUUUACUUAAGAUAUAUAAAACGAUGAGCGAGGAGCUGAUGAGAAAAAUGUGGUUGUCACGGGUAUACGCGACGUGAUUAUAUUAUUAUGCCCGCUAAAGGCAGACACUUUUUGGAGACAUUGUUGUUAAUCAUGCGACGAUAUUCUAACUGUAGUUAUUAAUAUAAUCCAACACCUAUUAUACAAAUAUGAUAUGGAUAUGUAAUAGUUUGAAUUACGACGAAUCUACAUUCGCGAUCUCUCUUUGUUUCUACUCCUCGGUAUUAGAGGAUUGUUUGUUUUUUAUUGUUGUUGUUUACUCUCUCUUUUUUUUAAUCGCUCACAUCAGCUGUUUCGAAAACGAAAGCCGACAACUCUAAACGCAAAAAAUGUCUUUUAACAAAUUUGAUAAAUCUGAAAUUUCUCCUAUGUGAGUCCUUGCAAUCAUUUUUGGUACUUUUUAUAUAUAACGCCACUAUAUUCGUACAAGCUUCGAGCUUUAUUAGGCGGUUCUCUAUUUGAAAUACAGAAAUUUACAAAUAUAUACGAUUAUAUAGAAAGAAAAAAUAAUGAUUAUUUGUGUUGCAAAUUCAAAAAAGUCUUAACUCUAUUAAGGCGACUAAAAAACCACUUUAUUGCGCAGUGCCUUGUCCGUAUAUAAUUACUGAUCGACGGAACAGCAGUACAUAACGUCAAGUCCGAGACCGCGGACAUAUAUACGUCGAUAUAAAUUUCCACUCGGAAUUUGAAAAUCGUCCUUGAGAUAGAAUUACAAAAGAGCCGCACACAGAGAGCGAGAUUUCGGAGAUAUAAUAAAAUAUCGUGCGGCGGCGGCCUGUGGCCAAAAGCGAUUCAAAUGUCGUUGCAAUUACGAGGGAAAAUGCGAUUCAAUUAUAAUGAUAUUCGAAGUUUCAAUUAGAAUUUUCUCGGCGUACCUGCAACGACGUUUGAGCGAACCGCGCUAAGUUAUAGAUAAAUAAAAAAAUAUGAUCGUUAUACGUUCCUCUUGUGAUUUUUCUAGAGGCAUAGAUAGAUAUUGGAAAAAAGCGCUGAUUGUAAUAUGGAAAGUAUAAAACUAUAAAUAUAUAUAUAUACAUAUAUACAUACACGUAAUAGUCGUUAACGUUGUAAUUGUUAAGCGUAUGAGAAUAUUUGUACGUUAUACUUAAAAACAAAAUAAUUUAGAAUCUUAGGGCUCAACAUUGUAUAGAAGUGCGUACUUAUUAUAUAAAUAAUCGAGCGUUCGUUCGAGAGAUUCUUUUCGCGUCCUGUUUCUGAUGAUAUUGCGGGAAUACAUGGGUAUAUAACAAAAAAAGGCUGCGGAUGUGAACGCGCGCACGAGAGACGUGAACCGUUAUCAUCAAGAUCCUAGUCGAGACGAGAUGUGCCAAAACAAAAGAUACGACUUAUAUUCUAUGUUAACGCGAUGUUAAUUUUAUAAAUAAUAAUAAAAUAGAUAUAUUGAUACGUAUAUAUAGAUAUGGCGUAUAUACGUAAAAUAUAUUUAUGAAUAUAUUGAGUGAUAUAGUGUGUUGAACGUUUACGUGUCAUUAAUUGCCUUCGAAGUAUGUCCAAGUGUCUUUCUUUGUUUUACGUAAAAUUUACGUAAAUUUUGUUCGAAGGAAUAGAAAAAAAUUGUCCUCCACAACGAUCGAAUUAUCGUUUCUGUUCUCCAGCAUUUUGAAGAAACCGACGAUCCUACCGUAUAGCAAACAAGAAAAGGCAAGACAGGGUUUAACAAAAUAUUGAUUUUGCGUACGUAUUUACAGCGUUUGUUUUUUCUGCACAUUGUGCAGUGAUCAUCGCUUUUUGUUUUGUCGACAGCUAUCCGUCCAUCAACUCGGCUGUCUAUAUUUUUAUUGUCCAAACUUCUGCGCCGUAUACUUUUACCGUCGUUGUUUAAACACGUUAUUUUUACGAUUAAAAAAAUAUGAUUUUUUGCUGUACAUCGCAUAAAACUUAGUCCCUUUUUUCUCGCUGGCGAGAUAUAGUUUAGCGUGAAUUUUAAUCUCAUUUUUCUCCUUCUCUCGGAGGACAUUCACACAAUAUGUAAUGAACUGCGACGAGUAUUAAUUUCAGUAUUAGAGUUCCUUGUUCACAAUGACACGGCCGCGCAGAUGGUUUUGAGAUUUGAUUUUCUGUUUCCGUUCGCUCGCUCGAACACGAAACUUUUUUUUGUCUUUUGCACAUCCGUUAUAUAUAUAUAUUGUACGUGAUGAUACACGUAAUAUAAUGACGAUGUUAUUUUUGAUUAUUACAAUUUAUUUGUGCGACACGUUGAGCGUGAUGCGCUACUGCGAGGGAGAUAUGGAAAGAAUUUUAGAGAUAGUGAAAUACGUCUAGUGUGAUUAUAUACAUACAAUUUAAUUGAUAUAUAUUAUAUAUUAAAUAAACAAAAAAAAAACUAUUAUUGUAUACAAUGAGAUGUGUUGCGCGAAUUGUAUGUAAGUGUUUACGAAUAAUCGUGACAUGCCUGUGUUUUUUUAUGUAUGUCAGACCAACAUUUACCACGUCAUAGCGAGUAAAUAUUAUAUCGUCCGCAAGAUUUAUAAAGAAAACUAGCGUCUGCAUCGAUUACGAAUAUUAAAAGAAAAAAAAACUAUCGAUAAACGAAUGCAAAAGUAACUUAAAAAAAAAAAAACAUGUAUUACCAUUUCCAUUGUUUUAUAGAGAUUUAAAAUAAAAUAUUAAUAUAAAGUGCAUUGGGCGGAUAUAAGAUCGAUAUGAUACUUAUAAAAAUUAAAAGAAUCUUAAAUCGUUGUUGCGUCACACCCAGUUUAUUUAACAAUAAUUUGUGUCAAGUUUUAUAUAAAAAAAAGUAACAGUAAAUCAUCCUGAAUAAAAAUAAAUUGAAAGACGUUUUAUAAACAGUGUGAUAUUUAAUAAGCCAUUAGCUGACAUGAAUUGGUACAUUGUAAAUAAUAAAAAAUACAUAGAUUGUCA
This is a messenger RNA of Nasonia vitripennis (jewel wasp), 6174 nucleotides long. RefSeq lists its product as uncharacterized. The record is from RefSeq and is a predicted model, not a curated record. The annotation marks the transcript as partial. Lineage: Eukaryota; Metazoa; Arthropoda; Insecta; Hymenoptera; Pteromalidae. The transcript has a single exon.